Messenger RNA from Odontomachus brunneus, 4441 nucleotides. RefSeq names its product E3 ubiquitin-protein ligase Topors-like. The record is from RefSeq and is a predicted model, not a curated record. The transcript is spliced from 6 exons. Bases 1152 to 3662 code for a protein of 836 amino acids. Gene Ontology annotation, biological process: protein monoubiquitination; protein polyubiquitination. Gene Ontology annotation, molecular function: ubiquitin protein ligase activity; metal ion binding. Lineage: Eukaryota; Metazoa; Arthropoda; Insecta; Hymenoptera; Formicidae.
AAAUACUGACCGAAGGUUGUCGAUUUGUGAUUGUGUCUCGUCGAAUGCUUGAAUCACCCAUUACACACGCCAUAGCAGCUUUCGCCUCAUUUCAUAUUGUGCAGCCUUGUGGGAGAGUGCGAAGAAUAUUGGCUUGGUCUUUAAAGCUGGGCCUUAAAAGUGUGUUCUCUACGUUUACUGGUAGUUACGGAAUUUUCCUGACGUUGGGGAGCCAUAAAAAGUAAAUGCAGUACUUUCGGGUAGUAAUUAGUGAUAUUUUUGGAGAUGCUUUAUAGAAAAUACGUCAGGUAGACCGUGUCUGAUAGAUUUGUGACGCCUUCCGUCCCUUUUCCGUGAAUAUAAUGUACGUUAUUACGUAGAGUUUUUAGAUGUAACGAUUAGCUGGUAAGAUUCACAAUAGUAGGUCGUCAGAGAAUAUCGCGAGAAAGAUCCGUUGCUUUCCUGUCCCGUGAAUUUUACGACGAAAAGUAAUGAGAACGCAGAGAUGAGCAUAAUCAUCGCUAUUAUCUCCUAAUCUUACUUCUUUGUGCGUAAAAUAGUAGAAUAUUCGAGAUAAGUUUUUAUAUCUGCAUUAAGUUAUAAUGAACUUUAAAUAAAGCUAAGUAUACCUACAAUACUUGGUGAAAAGGAGAAAAAAAUAGAAGGGUUAUAAGAUAGUUAAGAUAAUACAACUAUAAAGAACAGAUUUUUAUAUUCUAAGAAUAAUUAAAAUUUUUAUAAUUACAGCAGUUCUCUCUCAUUUGGUAGAUUAUCAACUGUAACAGUAGGCAUAUGUUAUUAAAUAAGAUAUUCUAAAAACUAUAAAAUAUUUAAAGUCAAAUCUAGUUUAGCAAUUAUUGUAUUAACAGCAAAAAGUUAAAAAAGGUAAAAAUAGUAGAGGAACAGAAAGGUAGAAAAACAUUUGGUAAAUAUAAAAAAAAAUUCCUGAUAAUCUUAUAUGUAGUAACAAAGAAUUAUUUGAUAUCAAAGCAAAAUUCUAAUUUAUUUGGGACUUGUUUAAUAUUUUAUUCAUUAAUAUUAAAUAAAAUUAAUUAUAUAUUGCGUAUGUAUGUGUAUGCAUGUGUGUGUAUAGAAAGAUUGGAACUUGUAUAUUUAAUCUGUUUAUCUUUUAUCUUACAGAAAUGUCUGUAUGAGCUAAAAAUCAGCUAACAAUGGAAAGCUCAUUAGAAGUAAAACACACUGCCUCAGGUGCGGAAGAAUCUAUAAAGUCUGAAGCACCUGUACAAAAUUCAGAUAAUAACGAGCGAAAUGAUGGUGUAGCUUCACCGCCUCCUAAUUGUAGUAUUUGUCUGGGCAAGCUAGUUAACACAUCUUUUACAGACAGUUGCUUACAUCAGUUUUGUUUUACUUGUUUGCUUAAGUGGUCCAAGAUAAAGACAGAAUGUCCUCUCUGUAAGCAAACUUUCAAAUCAAUCAUACACAAUGUAAGAUCUGAAGAAGAUUACGAUCAAUAUCAUGUACCACCUGAAUUGGUGCAAAUCCCUCAAACCCAUGUUAUGGCUACUUUAGAUGUCAACUUGGAUGUUGUUAACAGAUGGGAAGACGUGUCUCGAUUUUUUUAUAGAACAACGAUGACUGGCAAUCGUCGGCACGGGACAUUGUUGAAUCCGGAGCAAGUUGCUAGACGUGAACAAUUGCCGAGUAUGGCACCUCAAGUGCCUAGGGAAGAGCGUAGACGUAGACGCGAUAACCCUACGGAUUAUCGGCGCACUGUAUAUAGGCAUGGAAUAUGGGCUACUGCAUUACCUGACAUAUUCGGUCGCUUUCGCGAGUGUAGCGCUGAUUAUUAUAGGAGACAGCCACAAGAAUUAGAUCGUCUCAUACCGUGGCUAAACAGAGAACUACAAGUUUUACUUCCUAACAACGCGCAUAUCGCAUACGUGAUGAAUCUAAUAGCGGAGGCCUUAAGACAGUACGAUAUUAGAAGUCCGGAAUUUCGUAGUAUCGUGCGACCAUACUGCAACGUACACACGGAUCAUUUCGUGCACGAACUAUUGAAUUUCGCUCGUACUAAUUUCGACAUAGUCGGAUAUGACCAGGCUGUUACUUACUUACCACGUGGAUUAUCGAAUGAGUUUACACCUCGUGUUGCCUCGCCCGUAUCCAGUAGCAGUAGUAUCAGCAGCAAUAGUAAUGUUAGCAGUAACAUCAGUCUCGCUUCCGACAACUCAGACAUACGAAUACUUGACGAAGCGAUUGAUUUAAGAGUAAACACUGUAAUGCCGAACGUGCUACCGUUUCCUAUGAGUCAACCGGGACCCAGUACAGUAGGACAGCUAUUACGAUCGUUGGAUUCAUCUUUUAACGUGCCAGAACUUUUAAUCCUUUCGUCAAGUUCCUCCGAAUCGGACGGUGAGUGCGAAAUAAUCGGCUACGCGAAGCCACGUCACGAGAGGACACCGGAAAUCAUAGAACUGCUUUCGUCCGAUUCCGAGCAAAUAGCUCCUGUAAAACUUAAUGAUAUCACACUGUUGACUACGGGAGAAACAUUACCGGCGAAUUCGUCAUUACCAAGUACGUCUUAUGCUACUGUAGAAACAUCACCCGAUUUCUCAUCUGCAUUGACAAGUGUAGAUGACAAUUCUGACAGCGAUUACAAUCCAAGUCCAUGUGGACGAUCUCGAAAUCAUUCGAAAAACUCGCCAUCCAGGGAAUUCGUUGGAAAAAAGCGUAAGAGACCGCGUAAUACAAGAAGUCACAACAAACGAUCCAGGGACUCUUACAGUUCCGAAGAUAGUAAUUUUAAGAAGAGAAGCAGCGCGAAGCAGAUUGCGAAAAAUAGGACGUACAGCUGUAGUAGCUCGUCAGAAAGUUCACCGACGAAAUGCGAUGAGAAACGAUCGAGAAAGGAGAAAUGUUACGCUAAAGAACGAAUGAAGCUCGUCAAGAAGGAAGGGACUUAUCCGAACGUUGAUUCAUUUGAUGGUGAUAGUAGCAGCGCAGAUACCGACAGCAAGAUGAAGAGCAACAAAUGUGGUAGACGAUAUGUAUUGAAAAAGAAACGUUCUCUUCUGUUAAUUGAUUACACGGCAAAGAGAAAAAGAACAACGAGAAGUAAAGAGAGGACGUUGAUUCAAGAAAAGUUGAAGAAUAAAGAUAGCAAAUGUGAAAGCAGACAAUCCAGAUCUAGAAGUACUAGCCUAUCUUCUAAUCCCUCUGAACAAGAUAAAAUACCGAGUUAUAGGCACCGUGAGUUACGAGACACAAACGAGCAUAAAAGUCAAGACGACAGUGCCUCAAUAGAUAAGGUCACGACGAAAAGGCAACCUGAGUCCAAAUCAAAAAGCAAAGCGUGUUAUUUUUCGGAUUCGGAGGAUGACCGUUUGAGAUCAAGCAGUCAGUGUAGCAAUCGCUCCAACAAAUCGUAUUCGUAUCGGAAACGAUCGAAACAUAAAGACAGACAUAAAGACAAGGAUCGUAAUAGAUCCAGCAGCAGAACGUUCAAUUUAUUGCAAGCAGGCACAAGUUCAACCGUAUCAUCAUCCACCUCCGGGAAAAACGAUAUCUAUCCGACUAAACAUUCCGAUUGCAUGGAGAAUUACAAGUCAUCACGCUCGGCUUAUAAGGAAUCGAAGCACAGAAAGUCCCAGUGCGAAAAGAAGUCCAGAUCAAGGAAGAGAAGGCGACGUUUGCGAUCUCCUUAUACCUCUCAGUCCGAAUAAUAUCACUUAUAUGUUAGCCAAUAUUGUAUAAUAAAUUUUGAUUUAAAAAUGUCGACUCGAGACUUCGUAGCAAGGGAAAUAAUUAACAAUUUCUAAGAUAAUCAAGUUAAUUUCAUACAAGUUUGUAUCAUUUUGUUCACAUAGUUCCAUCAUAAUGUUAAAUCUAUUCCAUAAUCACAUUCCGUAGUUACAUAGUUCCAUCGUAAUUUUAAGUCUAUUUCGUAAAUAUACCAAUCAUUUAAAAUCGUGACACAAAUCAGAUGAUGUCUUAUGAAUAUAUUUAUUAACGUUGCCUUUUUUAAAGGACGAAUGUUUACAUUUUAUUAAAUUCGCUUGCACAAACGAUACUGAUGGUAUCAAGAAAAUUUUUUCUCAUAGAAAAGAAAAAUGUCAUCAUUAUGGUAAAAUAUACGUAACAAAUUCGACAUUCAAUAUCGUGGUAAUAUAUUUCAUAAAAAAAUUAUAAUACAGUGUGAGAAAUAUUCAUUACCUUUUCCUGUGCUGGGAUUCUGUAACUCGUUAUUGGAGUUAACGACAGUUUCGUUAUCCUUGCGCAACUUUUCUACAGUAUACAAAAGCUGCGCAACGAUAACGAAACUAUCGUUAACUCUAAUAACGAGUUACAGAAUCCCAGUACUGAGAUGUAAUUUUUUGACAUAUAUGUGUUUGUGCAAUAUGUGUUUAUAUUGUGUUUACAAUUAUACAACUGAUAUAUGUAUAUUUAUGUACUAAUUAUGUAUAUGCAAUUCUAUAUAAAUAUAUAUAGGAGUAUACCAAUA